AUGCACGGCAACACGCAGUCGACGGGCAGCGGCAUCAAGACGCGCAAGUUUGGCGACAUUUUCGAGGAGCUGCAGCAGACGCUGCAGAUCCACAAGGAGCAGGGCAGCUUCCUCGGAGGCGUGCAUCUCGAGCUCACAGGCGAUGCCGUCACUGAGUGCCUCGGCGGCAGCGAGAACCUCGACGAGGACGAUCUGUCGACCAACUACACGAGCUUCUGCGACCCGCGACUGAACGAGAAGCAGGCGCUGGAGCUGGCUUUCUUGAUUGCGGAUCACUACCGCAAGGAGAGGCGGCCCUCCGCUACAUUGUAA
Verticillium alfalfae VaMs.102 is the source of this 312-nucleotide messenger RNA. Its product is annotated as phospho-2-dehydro-3-deoxyheptonate aldolase. Bases 1 to 312 code for a protein of 103 amino acids. The transcript has a single exon. NCBI's taxonomy places the organism in Eukaryota, Fungi, Ascomycota, Sordariomycetes, Glomerellales, Plectosphaerellaceae. The record is from RefSeq and is a predicted model, not a curated record. Gene Ontology annotation, molecular function: 3-deoxy-7-phosphoheptulonate synthase activity. Gene Ontology annotation, biological process: aromatic amino acid biosynthetic process.